GUGAUUCAAAAUAUAACAAAUGAAGUGAUAGCUUUUCCGAAUAAAGAAGAUUUGUCUGGAGCCGCUGCAGCCUUAAUCCGACUCCAAGAAAUUUAUCUACUAGACGCUGCUACACUUGCUGGAGGACACAUAAAAGGAACAAUUCCAUCCAGUAAUCUUACAGCUGGAGACUGCUUUGAGCUCGGGAAACACGCCUAUUCACAGGCAAAUUGGAACCGUUCUAUCCUGUGGAUGGAAGAAUCAUUGCUGCGGCUGGAAUUGGAAGAGAACCUUCAACCGAUAAAAACUGCCGAUAAAGCUGACAUUUAUGAAUACAUGGCUUUUUCGCAUUUUUCUUUAGACAACAUCAAUGCUGCUGCCGAGUUUACAGAAAAGUUAAUCCAGGUCG
This is a messenger RNA of Parasteatoda tepidariorum (common house spider), 388 nucleotides long. NCBI's taxonomy places the organism in Eukaryota, Metazoa, Arthropoda, Arachnida, Araneae, Theridiidae. The record is from RefSeq and is a predicted model, not a curated record.